AUGUAUAAUCUCCGUUUGCUGCGGCAAAUCCUGCCCAGCGCCGGUCACGCCCACCCCGCCCACCUCCGCCCCCGGUGGCUGGCCAGCCAGCACAAGCGGCGCCCCCAGCCGGGCAGCCUGCCGCCCGAUCGGCUGGAGCAGCUGCGCAGCGAUCUUCUCGAGCGGCGCCAGGAGCUCAGCGGCGAGGAGUGGACGGAGGUGCGCCAGUCGCUGGUGGACACGUACAAGCACAUCAACGGGCGCAACGUGGACGCCGUCAUCCUGGGCGUCUGCAGUGGUCCCCAGCAGCUGCCGCUGGCCAAGAACUAUGUGGAGUUCCUGAGGAGCAGCGGUUCCCGGCCGAAUGCAGCCACCCUGGGUCGCCUGCUGAGGGUCUACAAUGCGGCCUACCACGCGCGACCCCUCAGCCGGGAGGAGCAGGCCGAGAUCCUGCUGAUCUGUCGGGAUCUGCAGGCGGAGCACGAAACUCUGGACGCCACCAGCUGCGAGCACAUCAUCCACGGCCUGGUGGCCAUGGAUAGCAGCGAUUGGCGGAGGGCACUGCCCCUGCUCGAGAUGAUGAAGGUCACCACCAGUGCGCCCAGCGUUGCCGCCUACUCGGCGCUGGCGGAGAAGGCCUUCAGUGUGGAGCAGCAGGAGCAGGAGGAUCUGGAGCUGGCCUGGCGCCUGCUGGAGGAGAUGGCCCUGGCCCGCAAGCUGCCCAAGUGCGAGGUCUACCUGGCACUCCUCAGCCGCCUGGAUAGGCUACCUGCCCAGCUCAAGCUUCUCCUCGAAUUCCUCGAGCGCCACGAGAUCCUGGUGAGCCAGCGGGUGGCGGAGCGCUUCAAGGAGCUGGCCCAGCAGGUGCCGCAUCUCCUCGAGGCCAGGGCCACCAGCCUGGGGCCGCUGGGCAGGUGCCAGGCAUGCCAGCAGCACCUCCAGCCGGUGGCCAUCGGCGAUGAGCAGUUCCGGGCACUAAGAGAUUGCUUCCUGGAGCGCGUGCUCAUCCGGCGCGACGUCUUCCAGCGAUCCACGCCCGCCGAGGUGGCCAGGUUCAAGCAGUACGUGGAGCGGACGGCGCCCUACGACUGUGUGAUCGAUGGCCUCAACGUGGCCUACUCCACGGGCACCAAGAAGUCGCCGCAGCAGCUAGCCAAGCUGGUGGCCACCGUGGUGCGGCACUUCCGGGAUCGGGACAAGCGCGUCCUGGUCCUGGGACGCGAGCACAUGCGCCAGUGGUCCAAGCAGGCCAUGCACUACGUCCAGAGCAACGCCAGCCUCUUCCUCACCAGCAAUCUAUCGCACGACGAUCCCUUCCUGCUCUACGCCACCCUUCGCAGCGGCCAGGAGACGGAUUUCUUCUCCCGCGACCUCAUGCGCAGCCAUGCCUUCCAUUUGGGACCCGAGCUGAAGCCCAUCUUCCGCCGCUGGCAGCAGGAGCACCAGUUCUCGCUGGUCACCCAAACGCAGACGGGCCGGAUAAUCGUGAAGGAGCCCAUCCGCCACCGGCUGAGUGCCCACCAGGUGGGAGGCACCUGGCAUGUGCCCUACUGCGAAGCGUACACCCAGCAUCCCACGGACAGCUUCGAGGUGCCCGCCAACUGGCUGUGCCUCCGGCUGAAGGAAAACACUCUUAGGGAUAAGCAAUGAUAGCCAAAUAUAUAUAUACUGGAUGAGUCAUCCUAAUCGCAA
Molecule: messenger RNA, 1671 nt
Organism: Drosophila takahashii
Lineage: Eukaryota; Metazoa; Arthropoda; Insecta; Diptera; Drosophilidae
Gene: mldr
Product: mitochondrial ribonuclease P catalytic subunit
Biological process (GO): mitochondrial tRNA 5'-end processing; tRNA 5'-leader removal
Cellular component (GO): mitochondrial ribonuclease P complex; mitochondrion
Molecular function (GO): protein binding; ribonuclease P activity
Source: RefSeq, a predicted model, not a curated record